Molecule: messenger RNA, 1309 nt
Organism: Contarinia nasturtii (swede midge)
Lineage: Eukaryota; Metazoa; Arthropoda; Insecta; Diptera; Cecidomyiidae
Gene: SPARC
Product: SPARC
Exons: 9
Coding region: 253-1167 (304 amino acids)
Biological process (GO): anatomical structure development
Molecular function (GO): calcium ion binding; collagen binding; protein binding
Source: RefSeq, a predicted model, not a curated record
AAAUAUAUAUGCACAAUUGAAAUCUGGACCGGAUGUUUUCUACGUCGUAUUCUGUUAUGUGUUAAAGACUGUUGUUUUAUAUCCCUGGGCCUACGUAUUCGCAGUCAGUUUUUUUUCGUACGUGUAUCGUAUAUAAUAUGGAAUUUUGGCGGAAUUGUACAUUGCACCGGAGAACAGAAACAUUCCUCAUCGCAAUUUUAUCUUAAGAAAUAUUACAUUAGCCCAGUUUUGAUAUUUCGCAACGCGGAUACUAUGAAGUUGAAAUAUUUUCAACUGAUUGCUUUGUUGCUCUGUGCAACUCUAGCUUUUGCCAAAGACGAUCUUGACAACUUGGAUGAUGACUUAGCUCAAGAUGAUUUAGAAGAUUUGGAGCGUGACGAAGAACUUUUACGUGAAUUGGAAGAAGAACAACAGCAUAAAGAUUUGGCACGCGAGAACCAAAAGGCUGCUGAAAUUGCUGCAGAUCUUGCAUCUCAAAUGAUUGAAAAUCACGCACCAGUCCUACUUGAUCCAUGCGCAAAAAUCCAUUGUGGUGCAGGAAGAGUUUGUCAAGCCGAAGAUACCACUGCCAAAUGUGUAUGCAUUCCAGAAUGUCCACAACAAUCUGAUCCACGACGAAUGGUCUGCUCAAAUCAUAAUCAAACAUGGAACUCAGACUGUGAGGUCCAUCGUGAACGUUGUCUCUGCGAUACAGACGAUUCACGUUGUAAAUCGGCUGAAAUGAAACACAUUCAUAUUAGCUACUACGGCGAGUGCAAAGAAAUUCCGACAUGUACUGAUGAAGAAAUGAGCGACUUUCCAAGACGUAUGCGCGAUUGGCUGUUCAACAUAAUGAAUGAUUUAGCACAAAAUGAUGAAUUCCCAUCACAGUACAAAACUUUACAAACCGAAGCUGAAACCAAUAUGACACGUCGAUGGGUGAAUGCUGCUAUUUGGAAAUGGUGUGAUUUGGAUGGUCAUCCACAUGAUCGAUCAGUGUCAUUACACGAAUUGUUCCCAAUCCGAGCACCAUUGAUGUCACUCGAACAUUGUAUUGCACCGUUUUUGGAGUCAUGUGAUCCCGAUGGUAAUCAUCGUAUUUCGCUUCAAGAAUGGGGAAAAUGCUUGGAAUUAGACGAGGGUGAUAUGGAGUAUCGUUGUGAGGAGAUUAGCAAAGUCAACGAAUAAAUACUCAAUACACGCAUUGUUGAAAUGACAAUGCAUCGAUGCAUGUCAAAACACAUUUAAUGUGUGUGAAUGCCAAACACAAAUAUGCCAAAAAACUAAAUAAAUUUUCGUUAAAUAAACUCGAAUAAAUAAAUUAGUUGAA